Pungitius pungitius (ninespine stickleback) is the source of this 5001-nucleotide messenger RNA. Its product is annotated as protein NYNRIN-like. The record is from RefSeq and is a predicted model, not a curated record. Gene Ontology annotation, biological process: proteolysis; DNA integration. Gene Ontology annotation, molecular function: RNA-DNA hybrid ribonuclease activity; aspartic-type endopeptidase activity; nucleic acid binding. The coding region runs from base 1 to 3954 and encodes 1317 amino acids. NCBI's taxonomy places the organism in Eukaryota, Metazoa, Chordata, Actinopteri, Perciformes, Gasterosteidae. The transcript is spliced from 2 exons.
AUGAGUGGGCGGUAUGUAUAUUCUCAAGGGGCUUCAGGUUUGACUGUGACAGAAAAAUUUACUACACCUAUGACGAGUGUACACUCUGACGAGACUGACCUAAAACCUGACAUAAAAGUAAAACAUUCUUUUUUACUCUCUUCACUUUGUCCCGUAAAUCUGAUGGGCAGAGACUUGAUGUGUACCUAUGGUAUUUGUUUGACGUCAUCUCCAGACGGCCUUAAAGUGGUUAGGCGUAGAGCCGCACUCCAAAUGAUGCAAAAGGCUCCCUCUAAUCCUCUUUUUGUGUAUCAGUGGUGGAUCCCGAUCGAUGACGCUCGGAGGCUAAGCCAGGCUGGUGAAGCACGGGUUUCUCCUCAUGCAGACCGUAUGAACCCUGAACACCUGCAUUGCACAACAUAUGUGUCAGAGGGUCCAGACGACUCUUUUGAAGAGACAUUUUUUGAGACCCUCAGUGAUGCAAUUGCCUGUUCUACUUUGUACUGGUCAACUUGUAAAUCUGCUGUGUCUAUUUCUCUGUCUUCCACGCAGAAAGAGCUGUUUCAAGUUCCCGGCUCCUAUCCCCAUGUCUCACUGUCUAAAGGACGCCUUGACCAAUGGAGGGAUUUGGGACCAUUUGUGGCUCAGUGUGAAUCUCUCACUGACUGGGAGGAGACAAUCGAUCCGCUUGUUCUGCGCUCCGCAUCUACAGGGUUUCACAGAACUCACUGUGUACUUCUCACACCAGCUUGUCGAUCUGUCUAUGUGUUUUAUGAGCACAACGAUAAAGUUGAAACAUUUUUAACAAAUCCCACAUCGAUUUCUCCCGCUCUUGCUUCUGUUCCACAGACACUCUGGGCGGCACACAAAUAUGACGUAGGCUUGAUCAACAACUGCCAACCGGUCGUCAUCACUCCACGUUCUGACUUCCGCCCCCACAAACACCAGUACCCCCUGCGACAAGAGGCCAUAGAUGGUAUCACGCCUGUAUUCAAUUCGCUCCUGGAGGCAGGAGUGAUAGUUCCAUGUCCAGACUCACCGGUCAGGACGCCAAUAUUUCCAGUAAAAAAAAUCAGAGAUGCUGGCAAGCCUACAGAAUGGCGUUUCGUGCAGGACCUAAAAGCAGUAAAUGCGGCUGUUCAUGCACGGGCACCAAAUGUUCCUAAUCCUUACACAAUCCUAGCUCAGAUUCCUCCUGAAGCUAAAUGGUUUUCUGUUGUUGACCUGUCAAAUGCCUUUUUCAGCGUGCCAGUCGACAAAGACAGUCAAUUUUGGUUUGCAUUCAACUUCAACGGUAAGCCAUACACCUUCACUCGUUUGUGUCAAGGCUAUACCGAAUCACCCACAAUCUACAAUGAUGCGCUCAGAGAAAGCUUGGAGAGCUUAACGCUCUCUCCCGGCUCUGCACUUCUGCAGUAUGUUGACGACUGUUUAAUUGCAGCUCCUACUCAGACGCAGUGUCAGACAGACACGCUUAAACUACUCAAACAUUUAGCAAAGGAAGGCCACAAGGCCAGCCUUUCUAAAUUACAAUUUGUGUCUCAAAAUGUGCAUUUCCUAGGUCAUGACAUAUCUGGAGAAGGAAAAACCCUCUCCCCAAAAAGAAUCGCCGCGAUCGCAUCAAUACCGAAACCCAACACCAAAAAACAAAUGAUGUCCUUUUUGGGCAUGUGCUCAUACUGUCGAUCAUUUAUUCCAAACUACUCACAAAUGGAACAACCGUUAUCAAACCUAAUCCAUGGAAAAAAUCUUACAGCACACGACAAAAUAAUCUGGACUGAAGAGGGUCAUGCGGCCUUCACACAAAUGAAAUAUGCUUUGCAAACUCCUCCGACUCUUGGACUGCCGAAUCCGAAUAAGCCAUUUACUCAGACAGUAGAUGAAAGACAGGGCUGCAUGACUUCUGUGCUGCUACAACCACAUGGUGAUAAACUCCGCCCGGUUGCGUAUUUCUCCGCAAAACUCGACCCUGUCGCUGCAGGACUGCCACAAUGUUUGCGCGCUGUGGCCGCGGCUGAAAGAGCGCUCACUGCCUCACGUGACAUAGUGGGUUACGCACCACUCACUCUGCUCGUUCCGCACGCGGUUUCUUUGAUUCUCCUCGAACAGAAAUCCUCUCACCUUUCUGCGGCUCGCUAUUUACGGUACCACACAUGUCUCCUCGACAUGCCGAAUGUCACAAUAAAACGUUGUACUAACCUUAACCCUGCAUCCUUACUUCCUAUUCCUGGGGAUGGGGAGGACCACAACUGUUUGGCUGAGCUCCAAGCUCAGUGCACUCCUCGUCCUGACCUAGUGGACACUCCACUAACUAACAGCGACAUGGUAAUGUAUGUGGAUGGAUCCGCCUCUCGCGAUCCUCAGUCUGGUGAAAAUUGUGUUGGUUUUGCUGUUGUUUCUGACUCUGGUGUGCUGUGUUCAGGUCCUCUGCCAUGUCACCUCUCAGCCCAGGCAGCUGAGCUCAUCGCUCUGACCGAAGCCUGUAAACUGGCUAAGGGUAAAACAGUCACAGUUCACACUGACUCUCGCUAUGCGUUUGGUGUAGUACAUGAUUUUGGGGCACUGUGGAGACACAGGAAUUUCCUUAAAUCGGACGGUAAGCCCAUCCUACAUCACACUCUCAUUGCUGAACUGUUGGAAUCCAUCUUGCUACCCACGGCAAUUGCUGUCUGUAAAUGUGCAGCCCACACGUCUAAUACAGAUGAUGUAUCACGGGGAAAUGCUCGAGCAGACUCGGCUGCAAAAGCUGCUGCUCUGCGCUCGCUCCCAGCUUCCUCUGUUUUCAUGUGCUCUCAGGUGUCAGUUCCCUCCUCUCUUACAGCGAUGCAGUCCCUCUCCACCCCUGAUGAAAGACGGCUUUGGUCCAUAUCUGGCUGUAUUUACACCAACGGCCUCUGGACUGGACCCGAGGGCAAGCCGUGUUUACCUAAACAUUAUUUUGCCCAUUAUGCUAAGUUGACUCAUGGGUUAGACCAUGUGUCAAAAGGUGGAAUGUUACGUGCACUUAAUGAGACGUGGUUUACAAAAGGGUUCACAGCAUAUGCACAAAAAUUUUGUUCUGCAUGUGUCACCUGUUCUACUCACAAUGUAGGCAGGCCCGUGGGCGUGUCCAGCCAGGCUGCACACCCACCACCAACCCGCCCUUUUGAGCACAUUAUGAUGGAUUUUGUGGAGUUAUCUCCAUCUGAAGGUAAGAAACACUGUCUGGUGAUGGUAGACAUGUUUUCCAAGUGGGUUGAGGUUUUUCCAUCAAGCAAACAAACCGCUGCAACAGUGGCCAAGGCCCUGAUUUCUGAAAUCAUUCCUCGAUGGGGCAUUCCGGCUAAAAUAUCAAGCGACAAUGGUUCUCAUUUUGUCAACGAGGCCAUUACAGAAUUAAGUGCAUACCUAGGUAUUGAUUUAAAAACACACUGCGCAUACCAUCCAGCCAGUGGAGGGGCUGUGGAACGAGAAAAUGGCACACUCAAAACCAAAUUGGCAAAGUGCUGUGCAGACACAGGUCUGCCCUGGACAAAAGCCCUGCCUCUAGUGUUGAUGUACAUGCGUAUGAGAAAACGAACACGAAGCAACCUGAGUCCCUUCGAGAUAUUGUUUGGUUUUCCUCCUCACGUAGGAACCGAGGCACCGACGGCACCACUCCCUUCAACCGCGCUAUGUGAACAUGAAAUGUUAACAUAUUGUGCACAACUCUCUUCUGCUCUGUCUAACAUACGACAACAGGUUGCAGCCGCCCUCCCGAAACCAGCUGAAGGACCACUCCUGAAAGACUUCAGAAGAAAGAACUGGAAAGCACGACGCUGGCAGGGACCGUUCCAGAUUCUCCUUGUCACCCAAACAGCUGUCAAAGUAGCUGAAAGGGCAACUUGGAUCCACGCAUCCCAUUGCAAGAAGGUUCCAGAUCCAGUACCAGCAGUGGGCUCAAGCGACCCUACCCCCACAACAAGUGUCAAUCAACCGACACCACCGUUGCAGUGACCACGGACGGGUUCACAACGGGCAGUUGACCGACAGACACACAGUGCAUUGUGAUCUGUGUUGACUGUCUACAACGCGGAUGCCUCACAAGAAAGAAGGUUGGCAGACUCCACAUACCAACGUGUACCUACGGACCAACACAAGAAGAAGAACACGACCAGGACCCCUCCACAUAGACACAGUAGUCGUUUGUGUCAUUACGGUUUCAUUCAUAUUAUUGCUUGCUUCAGUUUCAUUGUAUCUUAGCAUCUUUUUGUGAUUUGUAAUCAGCUAUCUAAAGAGUGGUUCUCCCUUAUCAUGGAACGGCAACGGCCAUGGAGCCCCCUUAGACGACUGGGGGGAACUCGUGUAACCAUGUGUUUAUUUGCAAGUGUCACUUUGUUUGUGUUAAUUCCAUAUUCUGGACAUGACUCUGACAAUGACCCCAACAGUGACUCUGACUCCCUGGUCGACCUCAACACUUACGACCUCGAUACAUACGCAUAGUGACAUUUUUAUAUUCUCAUGUUUCUGUGUUCAUUCCUUUUGUUUCAUAUUUGCUUGCUAAACGACCUGAGACUUGGUCUCACAAAAACAUAUUUUUGCAAUAUUAUGUGUGAUUAAAGAAUAAUCAAAAGAGUGGAAUGUAAUGGUAAAAUAUGUUAUAACAUAAUCUUAUGCCAAAAGAUUAAUUAUUGUCUGUAAUGAAGCAAUGUGAGAAGAAAAGGGAGACCCAAAAGUUGCCUUUUGCAGCUAUGUGAAGGAGGAUAGUCAAACUGGCCUUCACCCGAAUGCUCGAACAAAGGAACCCUGUUACUCCCAUCUUUGCCUUGAUUCUUUUCCUGCUUGAUUUGUAACUUUUCAUUUGUGUUAUCUCACAGGUGGUUUAGAGUUUCAGGCUUCAGUAGCUCUCGUGUCUGCAUACCACUAGAAAUGACCUUCAUGUGUGUGUAUAAGAACUCAGCAUUUUCACUGCUCGGAGACGCCAUCUCCACAGAGCACCGUGAUACGUGCCUGUGUAGUUGACCUCCUGCUUGCAAGCAAUAAAUGGACUUUCUGCAACUUUGA